Messenger RNA from Cottoperca gobio, 1909 nucleotides. It is a transcript of the gene sfxn3, whose product is annotated as sideroflexin 3. Bases 91 to 1059 code for a protein of 322 amino acids. Gene Ontology annotation, cellular component: mitochondrial inner membrane. Gene Ontology annotation, molecular function: monoatomic ion transmembrane transporter activity. The record is from RefSeq and is a predicted model, not a curated record. The transcript is spliced from 11 exons. NCBI's taxonomy places the organism in Eukaryota, Metazoa, Chordata, Actinopteri, Perciformes, Bovichtidae. Gene Ontology annotation, biological process: serine import into mitochondrion; monoatomic ion transport.
GAGAAGGCAGCACAGGUCCACCCGGUGGUGCUGUGAUAUUGAGAGGUCAUACAUUUUCGAAAAACAAAGACAGCAAACCAGAAAGCCAGGAUGUCUGAAGAGCUGCCCCUCAACAUAAACAUCAAGGAGCCAAGAUGGGACCAAGGCUCAUUUAUGGGGCGCGCCAAGCACUUCUUCAUGGUCACAGAUCCCAGGAACGUCCUGCUGUCCUCGCAGACUCUGGACGACGCCAAAGUGGUUAUGGAGAACUACAGAGGCGGGAUCGUGAAGCCUGGCCUGACGGAGGAUGAGCUCUGGAGAGCCAAGUACAUCUACGACUCCGCCUUCCACCCCGACACAGGGGAGAAGAUGUUUGUGAUUGGCCGGAUGUCCGCUCAGGUGCCAAUGAACAUGUCCAUCACAGGCUCCAUGCUCACCUUCUACAGGACUACACCAGCAGUGGUGUUCUGGCAGUGGGUUAACCAGUCCUUCAACGCUGUCGUCAACUACACCAACCGCAGUGGAGAUGCCGCCAUGACCGUGAAUCAACUUGGUGUGGCCUACGCCAGUGCUACUACUGGAGCUGUGGUCACUGCCCUGGGAUUCAAGGCUCUAGCUUCGCGUCUCCCUCCGAUCGUCAGCCGGUUUGUCCCCUUUGCUGCUGUUGCUGCUGCUAACUGUAUCAACAUUCCCUUCAUGAGGCAGAGGGAGUUGAAGUACGGUAUCCCUGUGAUGGAUGAGAACGGAAACCGGUUAGGAGAGUCCCCCAAUGCUGCCAAGCAGGCCAUUGUGCAGGUGGUAGUGUCAAGGAUCGGCAUGGCAGUGCCAGCAAUGGCCAUUCCCCCGGUUAUAAUGAAUGCUCUGGAGAAGAAAGCUUUCAUGAAGCGGUUCCCAAUUCUAAACGCUCCAAUCCAGGUUGGGCUCGUCGGUCUAUGCCUGGUGUUUGCAACUCCUCUGUGCUGCGCCCUCUUCCCACAGAAAAGCUCUAUGAGUGUGAGCGGGCUGGAAGCAGAUCUGCAGGAGAGGAUACGACAGAACAGUCCCAACACCACCACCGUCUUCUUCAACAAGGGCCUGUAGGACCCGCCAACACAUCUCCACACACACAAGACAUGCAGACACUCACACAUGUACACACACAUAUGUUGUCCUGUGGGCACAAGUAGGGGGGGGGGAACAAAAUGUAUUUAUGCUUCUUUUUGGUUGUUCUUGUCGUGGGUCCUGCUCCAUUUAAAUAAAUGAAAAAUGUAACUGCACAGAGCUGCUCCAAGUGUAACAGUGGAGGGUUAGGGAGUCUAUUGGUCAGAAUGAACUGAAGGGAAAACAAUAACACUUUAAGAAGGAAACUCACUGACGGUUCUCUCUGUACAAACAUGGCACUCCUUAGAAAGGAAAAACUGAACAGAUAUAUUUUUUUUUAUCGUGGUGUGUUUCCUGUCUUCCUUUGGUCAAAACUGCCUAUAGGGUGGCAGUUCAUGAAGUCACUGCUUUGUGUUUCACUCACCAAUAUUUCAUGUUGCAUACAGGUCCGCGCAAGUUUUAAGUCCUCGGGUAAAUUAUUCGUAACUCAAGUUUAUAAUGGAGGCUUGUAAGUCACGCCACUUGUAAUUGCUUCUGAAUGUCAAAACAUCAAUGUUUUGCCUUGUGUCUCCCUUCAUUUAGAUAUCCUCUUUCCAUUUCUUUCCUAGUCAGUGUUGCGAUAAUCCGUUUUGAAGUUAUAUAUUAAGUGAUACUAUGACUAUUCUUGCCACCAAGUAAUUUCCAUCUUGUAGUUCUUGUAGUACUGGAAAAACCAGCGUUGAUUAGCUCAGAAUAGUCUCUUAAUAGUUCAGCCGUUGAUGAAUACGUUUCUCUUUUGUUGUACUCAUUGUUACCCGGUGCAGCUUACUCUAUUCAACUCUCCUUUAAGUGUACUUAUACCCCUUACUUA